Messenger RNA from Brassica rapa (field mustard), 1921 nucleotides. Its product is annotated as pentatricopeptide repeat-containing protein At4g39620, chloroplastic. Lineage: Eukaryota; Viridiplantae; Streptophyta; Magnoliopsida; Brassicales; Brassicaceae. Gene Ontology annotation, molecular function: mRNA binding; protein binding. The record is from RefSeq and is a predicted model, not a curated record.
UAUUGUCCCACCUCUGCCUGUAAAAACCUUAUCUAACAUUUAAAGGACCAGAAAGAAAAAUUCUUUCUCACUGCCAGAAAAUGGCGGUAGACUACUUAUUGACAUCGCCUUCGACGCUGAGAUUCUCCGAUUUCAUCUCUUCGUUCUCCCCAAACACCAACCACAAAUGUCUUCGCUUCUCACCUAAACCCAGCUCCGCGAGGAUAACCUGCGGCGCGAUUUCUUCGAAGAGGAAACUCGCUGAGAGAGAGAUCGCGGAGAGGGAGAACAGAGUCCUCGUGCGGAAUCUGAUGUCGAGGAUUAGUGACAGGGAGCCACUUGUUAAGACCCUUGACAAGUACGUGAAGGUCGUAAGAUGCGAGCAUUGCUUCUUGCUCUUUGAGGAGCUUGGGAAGAGCGACAAGUGGCUCCAAUGCCUCGAGGUGUUCAGGUGGAUGCAGAAACAGCGCUGGUAUAUAGCAGAUAACGGAGUGUACUCGAAACUGAUAUCCGUUAUGGGGAAGAAGGGCCAAACACGAAUGGCAAUGUGGCUCUUCUCCGAGAUGAAAAACAGCGGUUGUCGUCCAGAUGCUUCUGUUUACAACGCUCUCAUAACAGCUCAUCUCCACACGCGGGACAAGGCAAAAGCUUUGGAGAAAGUCCUUGGUUACUUCGACAAAAUGAAAGGCAUGGAGCGAUGCCAACCCAACGUCGUGACUUACAACAUCCUCUUGAGGGCUUUUGCGCAGUCUGGUAAAGUAGACCAAGUCAACGCUCUGUUCAAAGACUUGGACAUGAGUGCGGUUUCUCCAGACGUCUACACCUUCAACGGCGUGAUGGAUGCGUAUGGGAAAAAGGGGAUGAUCAAGGAGAUGGAGUCUGUGCUUACUCGCAUGAGGAGCAACGAGUGCAAGCCGGAUAUCAUCACUUUCAAUCUGCUUAUUGACUCUUACGGUAAGAAGCAAGAGUUUGAGAAGAUGGAGCAGACUUUCAAGAGUUUGAUGCGGUCCAAGGAGAAGCCGACUCUUCCCACGUUCAACUCGAUGAUUAUAAACUACGGGAAAGCUCGGUUGAGAGAUAAGGCCGAGUGGGUUUUCGAGAAGAUGAAUGAUAUGAACUACCCGCCGAGUUUUAUCACGUACGAGUGUAUGAUCAUGAUGUACGGUUACUGUGGUUGUGUUUCCAGAGCGAGGGAAGUGUUCGAGGAGGUUGUUGAGUCGGAGAGGGUGUUGAAGGCUUCAACACUCAAUGCCAUGCUUGAAGUUUACUGUCUUAAUGGUCUUCACAUGGAAGCAGAUAAGCUUUUCCAUAACGCAAGUGGGUUUAGAGUUCAUCCGGAUGCAUCAACGUAUAAGCUUCUGUACAAGGCGUAUACUAAGGCAGAUAUGAAGGAGAAUGUGCAGAUGCUGAUGAAGAAAAUGGAGAAAGAUGGGAUUGUGCCUAACAAGAGAUUCUUCUUGGAAGCCCUUGAAGCUUUCGGGUCGAGACUACCUGGUUCUGAUUCUGCCAUGAGAUGACUUGGUGGAAAGCAAUUGACUGAGGCUGGAUAUGAAUCUAUUUGCAUACGCUCCAAUGAGUUAUUCAGUCAUCCCCCUGAAUCUGCUUUUAUACACAGAGUUCCCAGUUUCUGUUGCUUUUUGUCGGCUAUGAUUGCAGACCAAUCAUGGAACUUGACAUUUUUAGACUUAUUCAACAUUGUAAAGGCAGACUGCAGAAAGUAAGUAUUUGGAGAACUUGAGGGGAGGGAACAUGAUAAAAGUUUCGAGAGCAUAAUCAAGAAAAGCUUAGUUAAGAAUAGCUGCAGCCAUUAUUUUCUUCAGUUCAAGAACAUGUACAAUGUGAACAACACCGAGAAGAAGCAACUGUUUACUAUAGUCUUUCAAUCGAUUUGGUAAAAUGUAACCAUAUAUAUAUAUAAUCAAAGCUUCAUUGUUGUGUGUUA